GUUCAAUCAUUAUUCGGUCUUGUUCCGAUUCGGGCGCGUUUGGAAACUCUUGUUGCGGGUGGUAUUUCGCGUGAAUUCGACGUUUCGAUUUUUUUGGUGUUCCUGUGUGCGAUUGCAGCCUGUACCAUUUUCACAUCCUUUGCUUGGUCUCAGUGUGUUAUUUCAUAGGAUAAUCGCCUAAAUUAUCGAUAGCUGAUGAUUGUACCAGUUCGAGAACGCAACAAAACGCAUCAACUGGGUGAUAUUUAAGGAAAAUUUGUAGUGGGAAAAUUCCCUCAAAAGGGGUGGGUGCUACAUGACGGAAAAAUUUGUUCACGGGCUACGAAAACCAUUGUGUUACGAGUGUAUAUUGGAGUUUCUUCGGAGUGUAUCACGGUGUUUGAUAAUGUAGAGGAGUAGAAGUAAAAAGUUCAAUAGUGAAAUGUUGAGAAUGGUUGAAUAUUAAUAUCGGAAGUCUGGUUCGCUACCAAAAGGGUAUGUGCUGGCAGGGGUACUGAAAAUUCUGUAUCUACAAGCAACAGUGUCACCUCAAGUGAAGCGAAUCCAUCUAUACCAGUAGUGGGGAAUCGAGAAAAAGGAUAUCAUUAAACGCACGAGUGGGGAUAAAGAAAAACAAAUUUCAUUGCUCGAGUACUAUCACGCAAAGUGCAGAUACCGAAAAGGAGGACAGCAAACCCAAAUAGGAAGGGAAGGUGGUUCACAAGAGCGCUAUUCCCACGCCCUCCAGUGGUAGUGAUUAUGCAAAUUCAUAUCAACCCGGUGCGUGGCAACUUGCUGGCAUCAUGGUCCUAAGCACUGAGUGGUCCCAGGUGGAGAUAAUCGAUCUCGUCAACGAUGGCAACGGGCUUGGAUUUAUGCUCGUUGGAGGCCGCAGCACGGGUGUGGUCAUUAAGGCGUUGAUUCCCGGAUCGGUUGCCGAGCGCGAUGGUCGCCUUCAAAGUGGUGACCACGUGCUACAGAUUGGCGACGUUAACCUACGAGGCUUCAGUUCGGAGCAGGUGGCAACGGUGUUACGACAAUCUGGUCAUCAGGUACGGUUGAUAGUGGCCCGACCGGUGGAACCAACCUCUCCAGAUUAUCAAGCCUUAGCCAGCCAUGCACCGAUCAUUCCUACAAAAAUGCUUACCGAUCCGGAAGAACUCGACCGGACCCUGCUGCAGACGGCCGGUUACACGUCCGGGGCAUUCUUGCAAUCACCCGUCGAGGAAACCGAGGAGCUCUGUCCGACUCACAUCGAAGUGGUCGCCGUGAACAAUACAAUAAAUAUCGAUAAUAAUAGUCUAGCUUUAAUUUCUCCUUCUUCGAUUUCGAUUCCACAAGUGCUUAGUCAACCAUUGCUGGAAGCAAUUCUACCACCGCAUUUACGAGCAUUUGCAGUAGCUCUGAUUGACACCAGUGCGGCGAGUGCAGCAGCUGCUAGCAAUCCUCAGUUAUCGCAAUGUCACCAGAGAUGUUCGAUGGUCCAAUCUCCGUCGGUAACAACGUUGUCUAUCUGUGCGGCAAAAUCCGAUGCGGAUUCAAUGGUAACGGAGUGUGGUGAAUGUGGGAUCGAUCCGGAAAUGGAGUCAGCCACUACGUUUGACUCAAAUGUGUUUCUGCUGGAGAAUGGGGAUUGUAGUGAAAACGGUCUGUACGAAAAUGGUGCCGUAAUUGCGGCGUUGGCUUCGUCUGCAGGCGCAACGCCUCUGAGGGAGAACAUGGAGUUGGUGUUUGAUUCUCGUGGGGAAGAAGUGCGAAGUGCUUCCCAGAUGGUAACGCCGAUAGUGGAAAUAGAUCCGGUCAUUGAAUUGUGGCAACGACAGAUGGGGAACAGCCGGGUCAUUUUUGCGGAUAUUCAGAAGUUGUCUGGGCUGGGAAUAAGCUUAGAAGGUACAGUGGAAGUGGAAGGAGGCGUGGAGGUUCGCCCUCAUCACUAUAUACGGUCGAUUUUGGAAGAUGGCCCUGUUGGGCGGAAUGGCACGUUGAAGCCUGGUGACGAAUUACUGCAAGUGAACGAACAUCGUUUGCAGGGGUUGAAACAUAUCGAAGUGGUGAAAAUUCUCAAAGAAUUGCCCUCAAAAGUGCGAGUGAUCUGUGCACGCGGGUCAUCUGCCCCUACUGUGAUCAAUACAUCUCAAAAUGCGGAAGCAUUCGAAGCGCGUAGUAUUCUUGCAGGAGGCCUGCAGAGCCUUCAGAGCUUACAAGGUAUUCUAACGAAAGCUCAGUCGGAGAGUUCACUUUACACUUCGAGUACGGCUACGUUGACGGAUCAACAGCGUUCAAAAUCCGUUGAACAAGUUUCCGGCCUGGCCCUGUGGACCAACGAAGUAAUUUACUGCGACAUUGAGAAAACGGAACGUGGAUUCGGUUUCUCCAUCUUGGAUUAUCAGGAUCCAUUGGACACCGAAGGAACUGUCAUCGUUGUGCGAGGUCUGAUUCCGGGUGGUUCUGCCGAGGCCACCUGUUUCAUCUUCCCCGGUGAUCGUCUUGUUUCGGUCAACGAACAUAGUCUUCAGGGCGCCACUCUGGAUCAGGCGGUGAGUAUAUUGAAAGGCAUACCUUUGGGGACUGCUCGCAUAGGCCUGUGCCGGCCUCUGUCAACAUCGGAUAACAAUCUGUCAUCCACACCGGAGACUCCCACCACAUAACUACAAAUAAUUGAUCUGUUUUUCGAGCUUGACAUCUAAUCACCGGAAGCAAGACUCGAUACAUUGACCAAAAGCAGAUCAGUUCCGUUAGUUACAAAGCUAUUUUCACAACAAUCAUUUGACGAUUGAUUUACUGAGUAGUUAAGAAAAGAUAGAGAGUUAGCGUAAAAAAUUAUGCAGACUUGUAAACCUAUAAUUAUCCAUUAGUUGUUGCCCUUUAGUUAGAAAAAAAAGUUUUUGCUAGGUUCAUAAUAUCUGCACUAGGCUUGAACAGCACAAACGGCAUAAGCGUACAUUAGUUUAGGGAUUAUCUCAUUUAAGAGGUGCAGAUGGCUGUUUGGUAAAUGUUGCUAGCGAAUACAAUACAGCAGCUGGAGAAGAGUAUGGCGAAAAGCAAAUAAACAACCACUGUAUAGCGUGGAAACAUAUUUUUUAUUUUUGCGUAAGCAACAAAUGAAAACAAGACAAAAUUGGAUGCAAAAAAGAGCAUAAUGCAGGCAUUGUGUGCGAUAAAUAAAAUCAACUGUAGCAUA
Molecule: messenger RNA, 3160 nt
Organism: Aedes aegypti (yellow fever mosquito)
Lineage: Eukaryota; Metazoa; Arthropoda; Insecta; Diptera; Culicidae
Product: patj homolog
Molecular function (GO): protein binding
Source: RefSeq, a predicted model, not a curated record